GCAGGCGCGUUGCGGAGCGGCCGGAGCCGUCGGGGGGGGCGACAUGAGCUGCAGCAACGAGAGCGACCCCGGCACCGCGGUGCCCGCAGCGCCCGCAGCGCCCGGGACCACCGGGACCACCGGGGACAACAAGCACAGCCCGGCCGCGGGCGGCAGCGGCGUCCCCGGGGCGCCACCCAGUGCGGCAGGAGGAGCGGCCAGGGGAGCGGACGGGGGAGCGGCGGCGGGGAGGGGACCCGCUCCCGUGUCGGCCGCGGCGCCGCCCGAAGGAGCGAUGUCCAACGGCGUUUACGUGCCGCCCGGCGCCGCCAACGGGGAGGUGAAGCCGGUGGUGUCGGGGACGCCGCUCGUGGAUUUCCUGCUGCAGCUGGAGGAUUACACGCCCACGAUCCCGGACGCCGUCACCGGGUAUUACCUGAACAGAGCGGGAUUCGAGGCCUCCGACCCGCGCAUCAUCCGGCUGAUCUCGUUGGCCGCACAGAAAUUCAUCUCUGACAUCGCCAACGACGCGCUGCAGCACUGCAAGAUGAAGGGAACGGCCUCGGGGAGCUCCCGCAACAAGAGCAAGGACAAGAAAUACACUCUGACCAUGGAGGACCUGACGCCCGCCCUGGCGGAAUACGGCAUCAAUGUGAAGAAGCCGCACUACUUCACGUGAAAGCAGGGCUCGUUGCUGGGGACUUUUCUAGGGUUUGCUUCUGCUCCAUUAAACCAAUGGGUAGUUUUUUUUCUGGUG
Messenger RNA from Coturnix japonica (Japanese quail), 736 nucleotides. RefSeq names its product TATA-box binding protein associated factor 10 (gene TAF10). Gene Ontology annotation, molecular function: RNA polymerase II general transcription initiation factor activity; promoter-specific chromatin binding. Lineage: Eukaryota; Metazoa; Chordata; Aves; Galliformes; Phasianidae. Gene Ontology annotation, biological process: transcription initiation at RNA polymerase II promoter. Gene Ontology annotation, cellular component: SAGA complex; transcription factor TFIID complex; nucleus. The record is from RefSeq and is a predicted model, not a curated record.